GUCAGCGGYAUUCUUCUWAAGAACAAGAAGUCGUCUCGUGGUUUCAAAAUGGAGGCYUUUUUGCCGGUUUUCAUUGAUGCUGACGAGCAAGAUCAGGUACAAGAAAUAAGAGCUUAUUUCAAAUCCAAAGAUGCCGAGAUMAAAGAGGAGAGUGCAUCACCUCUACAGGAAGAAUUAUCACAGUUAUUGGACUGCUGUCACGUGUGCUUCAAAAAUGAAAAUGACAUGGAAAGCGUAAUGAAUAGCAUUUUGUCUUUGGUUCUUAUUGUCACUGAAAGACGAGACGAACUAAUAAAAAAAUGUUGUGACAAGCUGUCAAGUUCRUUGYCSKYAGAUGACCCWACRUCUCYCGCAAGACUAAGAAUAUUGUCAGUGCUGUUCAGUGGYCUWCACGARUGUGAUUCUAUCCGUUAUGAGGUCUAYGCMGCACAGCUAAUGGUUGCYGUCAAAGGAAAGCUUGCCACAGAAAUACCCACAAACCUUGAUCAAGUGAGAGGCUGGCUUAAYACAUGGGGKUGUGAUGCCGACAAGAAAAGACAUAUAUACAGACUACUCUAUAAUGCACUCUUUGAAGAAAACCUAAGUGAGGAUGCGUCCAAUGUGAUGAUAGAGCUACUCAGCACAUACACGGAAGAAAAUGCAUCUCAAGCUAAAGAAGAUGCCAAGAGCUGCAUUACAAACUGUAUUGCUAAACCUAGUGUUCUCAUYAUGGAUAAUAUUAUUGCAUUGCGGCCUGUUAGAACACUGAAAGGCGAGCCARUUUAUACGCUUUUAGAAAUAUUUGUUUCUGGAAACGUUCAAGAUUACAUCCAGUUUUACAAAAGCAACACAGAAYUUGUCAAUUCAUUAGGUCUUUCACAUGAGAGCAACCUUAAGAAGAUGCGUAUUCUGACUAUUAUGAACAUCGGCAUCAGCAAGCAUGAAGUAUCGUUUGACGAGCUUGCACAACAACUUGAUCUUGAUGUAGACGACAUUGAAGAGUUCAUCAUUGAAGCUGUUCAGACAACGCUGAUAAAAGCAAGACUCGAUCAGAUGAAUAAGAAAGUCAUAAUCAGUUCUGUGUCUCCAAGGACAUUCGAUUCCAAACAGUGGGAAAGCUUACAUGAUCGGCUUGUGCAAUGGCGUAAUAACUUGACAUCAAUCAAUAGUGGCUUACACAGUGUAGUGCCACAAAUACAAACCUAGAACUUUGAUUUGUAAGGUUUUAAUGUACCAGUAACAAUAAAAGAUGUAGAAAAACUGA
Molecule: messenger RNA, 1243 nt
Organism: Exaiptasia diaphana
Lineage: Eukaryota; Metazoa; Cnidaria; Anthozoa; Actiniaria; Aiptasiidae
Product: eukaryotic translation initiation factor 3 subunit M
Exons: 9
Coding region: 49-1185 (378 amino acids)
Biological process (GO): cytoplasmic translational initiation
Cellular component (GO): eukaryotic translation initiation factor 3 complex; cytoplasm
Molecular function (GO): translation initiation factor activity
Source: RefSeq, a predicted model, not a curated record